Molecule: messenger RNA, 3312 nt
Organism: Vigna angularis (adzuki bean)
Lineage: Eukaryota; Viridiplantae; Streptophyta; Magnoliopsida; Fabales; Fabaceae
Product: E3 ubiquitin-protein ligase HOS1
Exons: 10
Coding region: 188-3073 (961 amino acids)
Biological process (GO): protein ubiquitination
Molecular function (GO): ubiquitin-protein transferase activity
Source: RefSeq, a predicted model, not a curated record
CAGAAAAAGUGUUUCAAAAACCCUCCAAUUCCAAUCUGUAUUUCCCUCUACGAGACACAGAGUAGUUCUGUUGGGAGCAUGGACGCCUUCCUUUGCUGAAGUAAAUCCGCACCGUUUUGUAAUCUCGCACCUCAUUUCGGUCUUCUGCAAAAUUUAUCUGAGUUCACCGUUUGGUUAUCUCUGAGACAUGGACAGGCGGCUCAACGGACUCACCGUUCCGUCGAGUUCCAACGGCGGCACCGCCGCAGUAAGAUCUUCAUCUCCGACGCUGCAACCGAACUACAGUAGCCGACUAGUUCAGGAUACACUGGAACACAUGGCAUCCAUCGAUCUGAUUGACUUGUGCAAAGAAGCCAAAGUUGAGCGCUGCCGGGCAACUCGAGACUUGAGAAGCUGUGGUCGCUAUGUCCAUCAUGUCUUGAAUUCAUGUGGGCACGCUUCUUUAUGUGAGGAAUGUAGUCAACGGUGUGAUAUCUGUCCAAUUUGUAGAGUCCCAAUAUCUAAAAGUGGUGCUAAACUGCAUCUCCGACUUUAUUAUGAGUGCAUUGAAGCUGGCCUUAUUUCAAAAAGGUUUGAUGAGAGAUUUCAAGAAAUAGAAGACGGGGAGAAACAACUAAAUGCUGAUGUCCAUCAUCUUUAUUCUUUGUUUGAUGUUGCGCUUGAGAAUAACUUGGUUUCUUUAAUUUGCCAUUACAUCACAGAUGUCUGUAUGGAUGAAACUGCUGUUUCCAGUGAUCCUGUCAUAGCGUUUUUGUUGGAUGAAGUGGUAGUGAAGGACUGGUGCAAGAGAACGUUCAAAAACAUCAUUACUGAACUGCAGGGAAUUUAUAAUAUGGAUGUUUAUGCCAUGAAAGAGAGACUGAGUUUACUUCUGAAAUUUUCAUUACACUUGAAAGGCAUAUCAAAUGUGCUAGACAUUUUGGAUUCAUCUUUUAAGGGUACUCUUUCAGCACAACUUCAUGAUUUGCACCAUCUCCAAGAGAGCAUCUUAAAGACAAAGCAGCAUAUGGAUAUUAUUAUUUGGUGUAUAAGACAUGAAUUUUUGGAGGGAGUGAGAUCACGUUUUACUGAUAGUUCAUCAUGGUCAUUGGAUGUUCGGAUGCGGAAAUCAGAAGCAAUAAGACGAUCCUGGCCUGAUGCAAUAAAUCAAUCUAUGGAGUCAUCGGGACAUGAUGGGUCUCUAUUUAUUGAAGAUGCAUUGAAUAAUCUUGAUCUGGAGGAGGGGUUUAUGAAUGGAACCGUGGAAGGAUUAGAAAUUGCAUCCUUGCAAAAGGAUGGUGCAUCAUUUUUUGGGUCAAAUACUGACCAGGUGCUGGGUUAUUACCCAUUCAAAAAUCUACGUUCUGCUGCUGACUUGCUCUUUUUACAUGGAGGCUCUGAUAUGGUGAUUGCUAAACAGGCCAUUUUUCUGUAUUAUUUGUAUGAUCGUCACUGGACAAUUCCUGAAGAAGAGUGGACAUUCAUACUGGAGGAUUUCGCAGCUACAUUUAGUAUUAGUAGGCACUCAUUACUUGAGUCUUUGACUUUUUAUCUUUUGGAUGAUCACACAGAGGAGGCUUUACAGGAAGCUUGUCGCCUUCUUCCUGAAAUAACUGGUCCAACAUCACAUCCUAAAAUUGCCGAAGUACUGCUAGAAAGGGGUAGCCCUGAUACAGCUCUCAUGGUUUUGAGGUGGGCCGGGCGUGAUGGUGGACCACAUAUGACUUCACUCAGGGAUGCUGUCACUGCAGUGCGGGUGAGGGUUGAGUGUGGGCUUCUGACUGAAGCAUUUAUGCAUCAGAGAAUUCUCUCCACCAGAGUGAAGGAAAAGAAUUUCAAUAAAAGAGCAUCUGGGGAUGCCUCUCAGAAACUAAAAGGCCAAUGUAGUAAUUGGGUGGAGGUCCUGGUGACUGAGAUUUGUUGCCUCUGUAUUAGGAGGAACUUGGUGGAUCGAAUGGUAGAAUUGCCAUGGAAUUCUGAGGAAGAGGUGUACAUACAUAAAUGUCUUUUUGAUUUUGCUAUUGAAGACCCGAUAAGGACAACUGGAAAUCUACUUGUGGUGUUUUAUUUUCAGCGCCACAGAUACUCAGAAGCAUAUCAAGUUCAUAUUAAACUUGAAAAGGUGGAGCAAGACAGCAUUUCAAAAGGUUCUGUAAGUGAGGAGUUUCUGCCAAAAUUAGAAAAGGCUAUUCAGUGGAGAAGCAAUUUGAUUAAUAGAUGCUUGGAGUUGUUGCCAGAAGUUGAGCAGCAGCAACUGAGGAGUGGAAACUUGACUGAGGGUGCUGUGAGUUCUUCUGAAGAAGUUGAAGUUCCGGACAAAUUUGAUAUUCCUCAGAUUCCGGAUUCCUUGUCCACCAGUUUAUUGAUUCCUUCAUCUGUAAAUUCUUCCCUCUUGUUGCAUAGAGACCAUGGCUUGUUGAGUUCAUUGACUUUUGGAAUUUCGGCCAAAAUAGGCAUGUCUUUCCCCAAUACUGGCCCUGAGCUUGCUAAUUUUGGUUCCUCGUCUCAUCAUCAUGAUGGGUUUUUUACCAGUAGUGAGAGGGUUCUAAGUCAUCAAGGUAAAAUUGCCAAAAAUUUUAGAUUUGAUAAUACUCCAACGAAUAAUAGGAUCCAUUUCAUGAAUGGUUCACCUCUCAAGGGAUUUAAGAGGACAUCACCAAGCAAUUCCCACGACAAUAUGUCAGAUAAAGUCUCUCCUGGAGUUGAAAGAAACCUACGCUUUGGACAUAAUCAAACUACCAGUAGUCCUUUGUACUCAUGGAAGGCUGCAGUUAACCCUGUUAUUAGAUCCACACUUAGCUAUCCUAAAGAAUUUGCAAAUAAUCUCCCAAAUGUAUCUGGUAGGAGUGUCCGAUCACAUAAAGAUGAUAGAAGUUGGAACGUGGGGUCCACUGAUGAUCCGAUGGAUGUUUCUCACGGCCUCGCGGAGAAGAAAUUAAACAGUGAAGAAAACAUCAAUGGUGGUCCUAGAUGGAGAUCUGAUGAAGCGAGUGAUGAGGAAUAUGAUGUGAAUCUGGGAAGAGCUAUGGACAUGGCUUAUUAUGCAACUCCUCUAAAUCGAACAACAAGACGAAGCAGAGUGGUCAGAAGAUGAAAACUAAACUUUCUGGUUAAAGGUUUCGGUUAAAUUUUCUGGGAAGAAACAAGAAAAUGCAUGUUAGUGAGUUGUUUUUAAGAUUAGAGCUUCGCUUUUUCGGAACUCGGGAGUUUUUACUUAUAAAUUUAUGCUGGUCUCCGUUGUGCAGUUAAUAUCCGACGAAGAAAAUUUUAAUGCAAAAGGUGCAUUUUUUGUAUCCCAUUCCUUCAAUGUUAAUCCACGUUAUUUAUUUUCUA